UCCAUUAACACACUACUCCUCAGGGAAAUAUGCUUUUCUAAGACAAGGGACACCUUUAUUUCAGAUUGCACUGUCAUCUUGAUCUUCCUCCAGUUAGAGUAAGAGUUCUGCCUACAAAAGUGCUUCUCAAACUGCACUGUAAGUCAGAAACAUUUGGAGAGCCUGUUAAACAUGCAGAUUCUGGGGCUUCACCCUGAUCUGGAUUCAAAAGGUCUCAGCAAAGUCUGAAAAAUCUGCAUUUUUAACAAGUAUCCUAUGUAGUUCUGUUGUAGCCGAUCCAAGGACUAUGCCUUGAGAAACAUUGACCUAUACAAUCUUUUCUUUCCCCCUUUGCAUUAUGUUGUUUUGAAUCCUUGCAUUAUAAAUCUUUUCAGUAUCUCUCAAGUGCUUUUUGCACACCCUAAUGAGCUCCACUAAUUCCCUGGGUCUCACGACCUCUCAUUAGCCUGAAUUGGAAGAAGUUACGAUUUCUACUUUUUCUUUCUCCAGAUUCAUACCAUUCAGGCCUUCACACAUGUGCAUCUCCUUUCAAAGCAACAAUUAACUGUAUCCUUCUGGAAAGCUUCCAGUCUUUCCUAAGCCAAUCAGAUUCCCAAGAGUUUCAGAGCAGGAGCUCUUCAAGUAAAUACGUAGGGGCUGCUUCUUUCACUGAAACCUCCCUGUUACCUAGGAGAGCUCAUCUAUGACUUUGGUGCUCUCCACACUGCUCCACAGAAUGGACCAAAUACAACAAAGGACAAAGAGCUCAGUCCCUUUCGUUUAAAAUCUCAUUAGCAGCUGAAGAAAAAACAAAGUUGCCAGUAAGCAGCUAGGAUUGUCUUUUCUUGAAAAUUCACAAUUGCCUGUUGACAUGAAUUAGCCAAGUUAUCGCUGAGCCCUCAUACUACAGAGAGAAAAUAGAUAUUAAACUAUCACCUGGGAAGCCACUUAGGGAGCUUUUCAUAUGACCAAUGCCUGAGCCCUGCCCUAGACUAGGAUUUCUCAGCUUUGGCACCACUAACAUUUUGGGCUGGGUAAUUAUUUGUUGUGAAGGGCUGUCCUGUCCAUUGUAGAAUAUUUAGAAGCUUCACUGGACUCUACCCACUCUAUCCCAGUAUAACUACCCCCUCUGUUGUUACAACCAAAAAUAUCUCUAGACAUUGCCAAAUGUCCCCUGGAGGAGGAAGAACAAAAUCUCCCCCAUUUGAGACCCAUGGUCCUAUACCAAUUAGUUCAGAAUUUCUAGGUGUGAAGCCUGAUAUUCUUUAAAAGCCCCUCCCAGAUAAUUCCAGUAUACGUCCAGGGUUUAGAGCCACUGGCUUACGCAGGUAUCUGAGACUCAGUUUUCUCACCUUUAAAAUGGGUAUGACGAGGAUAUCUACUUUACAGAGUUGUUCUAAAGAUCAAAUGAGAUAGUAUGUGGUGGAAAUGUUUUAUGCAUCAUUAAAUAAAUGUAAUAUUUCUUCCACCUAUUGUGAAACACUAAUCCAGGUGUUGUCAAACUAACCCUGCAGGUCAAAUCUAAUUCAUUCUCUGCUUUCAUAUAACUUGUGAACUAAGAGUCGUUGGUACAUUUUUUCAUGGCUGGCCAAAAAUCAAAGUAAGAAUAUUUUUGGCUCAUGAAAAUUAGAUGAAUUUCAAAUUCCUGUAUCUAUAAAUAAAGUUGUAUUGAAACACAGGUAUACUCAUUUAUUUAUAGAUAGUCUGUGGAUGCUUUUACAUUUUAAGUUGCAUAGUUAUGGCAGAUAUUUUAUGGCUCACAAAGCCUAAAAUUUUUGCUAUCUAGCCCUUUAUAUUGAAAAUUUGCCCCAUCCCUUAAUCACAAUUUAAAAUAUUCAAGCUAGUUUCUUUUCCUGGCUCACAAGUCCUUUUCAAAUCUGCUUGGGAGCGCUGCCCUGCUCUCCAUAGAAAAGCUUCAAUUACGUAAGCGAUAAAUCUUUUCCUACCGUCUUGCUAUGCGUGCGGCAUCAUCAGUCCUGACAUCCAAACCAAUUUUCAGGUGGGCAUCCAUUCAUUCUCUUCAGGAUGGCCACAACACAGGCAGAGGGAGAUUUGAACAGAAGAUGGCAACAUAAUGGCUAAAGCAAGAUGCUAUACUGCUGGCUUUGAAGGAGAAGGAAGGAAUUAUGAGCCAAGGAAUAUAAGAAACUCAGCUUCGGAAUCUGGAAAAGGCAAGGAAACAGACUUUGCCCUAGGGUCUCUGGAAAGAGUGGGUCCUGCUGAUAGCUUGAUUUCUGCCCAGUGAAACUCAUUUCAGACUUCUGACCUACAGAACUAAAGAAUAAAUGCCUGUUGUUUCAAAUAACCAAAUUUGUAGUAGUUUGUAACAGCAACCUAGGAAACUAAUAUAGUGUGUAAGACUACUGUUGCCUUAGCACAAAUUGAGGCAGUGGCACAAAAUAGUACUAGUAGGCAUUGUGCUUGUUACCACCAUAUGCUGUUUUAUUAAAAACGUCAGUUGCACUUGUCUUACAUGGAGCAGUGAAAAGUAUUCAUGUUAGAAAUAUUGACCCUUGAGAACAUGGUCUUUAAAUAUUUUGUAUGACAAAUGGAAAAUAUGCAUAAAGCACUUCUGCUACAUCUUGAAGUAUAAUCGUUGCCUCAAAGACAAACACUUGUGCAAUUUAAAAGCAACACUUUUCAUGAAACACCAUUUGUAGUGAAAAGAAUUACUGACAGACAAACUUUGGUUAUUCAGACUUGCGUUUUUGGCAGAUGUUUCUCUAAAAUUAACAAAGUGAGCCUGUCACUUCAAGGAAACCAACUGACAGCAUUAUUUGUCAAUUACAAAAUCAAGUUUGCACGUAAAAUUUGAGUUUUACAAAACUUGUAGUAGAUACUAUUUAAUCCAGGGCCUGGUAGCUGGACUUAUUCUCUCCUUUUGAAUCAGAGGCUGCUGCUGUAAAUAUGCUCUACCAUAUCCUCAAUCAAGCCAAGAAGCAACUGAGCAUGAUUCUCCUCUUUGAGCUUAUUGGAGAUGGAGGUACUGGAGUAGCACUCUAUGUCUUGCAUCCAGCAUGGUUCAAUCCAGAUGUUACAUGGGACAGAAAGAAUAACCCAGAACCCGGGAACAAACUGGGUCCCAGUAAUCAAUACAAGUUCUACUCAGUUAAUGUGGAUUACAGCAAACCAAAGAAAGAAGGUCUUGUAAAACUGCUUUGGAAUGAAGGUCUUCUAGAAGCCAUCUCCACAAUUGUCCACUUAACUAAGAAAUUUUUAUUCCCUAAAUGCAUGAAAUCAUGUUGAUGUAUUGUGUUGGAGGUUACACUCAUUCAUAAAUAUUUGAAACUUAGAAAAAAAGAAAACUUGUGUCUGCCACCAUAAGCUUUACAGCUUUCUGAAAUAUAAAUACUUUCCUGAUAAGAUCAAUUGUGAUAGUAACAAAUGUAAUAUUUUUAGUAUUGUGCCACAAAAUAUGUCAAUAUUUGAAAAGGUCUGCAUAGCCCAGUGAAGCAAUAUUUUUAAAAUAAUCAAUGCAUGAUGCUACAAAAUCAUGUAUAGGUAAAAAUUCCAUUCCAGGUGAGCAUAGGCAAAUGGAUUUUUCAUAUAUGAAAACACAAACAGUUCAUUGAUACAGUUUCAGUUUGUAUAUUGGAACUAACCUCCAAGAAACUUCCAAUUUGAGAUGCUAGUCACCACCUGCGGAAGUUUGGCUUACAGACCCGACUCAACAGUGGAUGAAUGAAUGCACUCUUACACCAUUACAGUGAUACAAGUGGGCUAGGGAUGACUGUUGGCUGCUUUCAGAGAGCAAAAUGCAACCAAUCGACCAAGACACUCUGUCCAUCCACACAUUUAUUCCAUCAAGAUUUUUUUCUUCUUCUUCAUUUUAUUUUUUUUUCUUUUUCCAUCAAGAUUUUACAACAGCGGUUCUAAGUUAGCACACUUGUAGAUAAUUAACAUGGUUAAAAGAGUGGUUAUACUAAUGAUAAAAGCUUUAGGCUCCAGGCCCAGAGUAAACACUAUUAACAGGUAAUUCCUCUUUGAUCUCCCCCUGAGAGGGCUACAGCACAAAAUUAACAUGAGUAAACAGAGUAGAGACAAAGGGAUGUGGGAUAAACAGACUUAAAAUGGGAAAGCCUCGUCCCUAUCCUCUCCCUAACUUGAUGGACCUGCCGCCUUCGCCCUGUCCCAAUAAAAUCUUUUGGCCUUCCAAAAGGUUUGAGACUAUUCUAUAACUUUUCCUAAUAUAUCAUUAAUAUUUUGCCAGCCACCCUGAGUGAAUAUCAACACCAAUUGUCCAAUUCUGGCAUAAUAUCAAAAACCAUCCACAAUUCUCUGCAUAGACUCCUUAAGAAGUCCUGUCUUUUCCAACUACAUGUAUGUGUGAGAAAGGACUUUCUAAAUUUCACCCAGAACAAUAUAUCACAGCAGAGUGAAUGCAGAAACAGAUAAGAGAAUCCAGCUCUUUCCUAUUAAGACAGAAUUCAAAGAGAUUUGCAAAAAAUAUAAGCCCACAUUACUUUUCUCACUAAAUUUUUUUGCUUUGAAAAAUA
Molecule: messenger RNA, 4475 nt
Organism: Cebus imitator (Panamanian white-faced capuchin)
Lineage: Eukaryota; Metazoa; Chordata; Mammalia; Primates; Cebidae
Product: cytochrome c oxidase subunit NDUFA4-like
Exons: 1
Coding region: 2887-3225 (112 amino acids)
Source: RefSeq, a predicted model, not a curated record